Rana temporaria (common frog) is the source of this 3460-nucleotide messenger RNA. Its product is annotated as uromodulin-like. The record is from RefSeq and is a predicted model, not a curated record. Gene Ontology annotation, cellular component: cell surface; apical plasma membrane. Lineage: Eukaryota; Metazoa; Chordata; Amphibia; Anura; Ranidae. Gene Ontology annotation, biological process: neutrophil migration. Gene Ontology annotation, molecular function: calcium ion binding. The coding region runs from base 67 to 2862 and encodes 931 amino acids. The transcript is spliced from 17 exons.
AUUGUUAGAUAUGUUCUGACCUGAUCUGAAGAAGGGCGGUAGCAUGUAAGCCCGAAACGCACAUCCAUGUCUGAAUACUCUGUAUACUUUGUUGCUGAUGAUACAACUACAACAUCAUGGACAGGGAGUCCAAACUGCACUGCAAGCACAGGAUCUUCUCUCACCUAUCUCGUGGACACAACAGGAUCAAUGUACGAUGAUAUGUAUCAACUGAAGUUGGUGAAUAAUUGGCUUCUAGAUCGUAUAAUUGCAAGAUUCCCCUGUGGUAUCAGACAAUACACUAUGGUGGAAUACAACGACCCAUAUGUUGGCCCUGUCAGGGUAACAUAUUCCAAAGAUGAGUUUGCUCAUUUCUUCAAUAGCCUUGUGGCCGAAGGAGGGGGCGACUGUCCAGAACUGGCUAUGGAAGGACUGAAGCUGGCUUUGGAGAACUCGCCAAAGAAAUCUUUCAUUUUGGUAUUAACAGAUGCAUCUGCCAAAGAUUAUGAUAACACUACUUUAGUAAAUGAAGUAUUCAGUCUUUUAAAUGAAACCCAGUCACAGGUUUUCUUUGUGACCACUGGUCUUUGCUCCUCUGCAGAUGAUGCAGAUUUUCUUAUUUAUAGGGAAAUAGCAUCAAGGAGCUUUGGACAUGCCUUUCAAGUCGAUGCAUCUGAUUUAAAUAUGGUGUUUAAUUACUUGGAUUUCACACUGUCCCUGCCGGCAAACAGUUCCAAACAGCUGUUCACCAAAGAUUAUGAAGGCGAAAGUCAUUCCGAUAGUUUUCCAGUAUCAGAUAAUUUCACUACUUUACUAGUGACUACAGAUGGAGCGAUCUCUUCGCUUGAAAUAAAAGGACCUGAUACUUCUAAAGAAGAUAUUAAGAAAACUGUGAACGAGAGUUGGGGUGGCAUGUACAUUAUAAAAGACCCUGCCUUAGGAGACUGGACCAUUGAGGUUGAGGGAACUGGCAGAUAUUCUGUUCGAGUGGAAGGAUCCAGUGCAACUAAUAUAUCAACUACUUCAGACUGCUCAAAAUGUGACCCUAAUGCUACCUGUGAAGACUACUUUGGCUACCUCCAGUGUUCCUGCAAGGAGGGAUUUAUAGGAGAUGGCUUUAGCUGCUCUGAUAUUGAUGAAUGUGCCUAUUACUGGUCAAAUAAAUGCGGUUAUAACACUUGUGUAAACACAUUUGGUUCUUACACCUGUGUGUGUUCAUCUGGCUUCUACAAUUACAGUGGAGAGGGAUGCAUUGAUAUAGAUGAGUGUGCGAACUCUGACCUAAACGCCUGCAGUCCAAAUGCAACAUGCAUCAAUGCCAUUGGCUCAUAUACAUGUGUAUGUGCUCCCGGAUACUUUGGAGAUGGCUUCUCUUGUGAACUGGAUGAGUGUGCCCUCAGUGUUUGUGGUUUUGGUGUGGAAUGUGUAAAAUACUUUGGUUCCUAUUCUUGCUAUGAUCCAUGCAAUAGUUACACUACCCUUGAUGAACCAUGGAGAAGCACUUCAAAUGAAGGUUAUGAUUGGAACUGUGACUAUGACAAGCGUGGAUGGUACCGCUUUGUAGGUGCCGGAGGUGUCAAAAUGCCAGAAUACUGUGUAUCUGGAUAUAGGUGUGGCACAUUGGCUACAAUGUGGCUCCAGGGAUCACAUCCAGGAAUUGAAGAUGGGACUGUAAAUCGUACGGCCUGUGCUUCCUGGGUUGGAGAUUGCUGCAUGUGGUCAACAACCGUGCAGAUUAAAUCUUGUCCGGAUAAUUACUAUGUGUACAAAUUAAGUGGAACACCCACUUGCAAUUUAGCUUACUGUACAGAUCCCUCCUCUGUCACUGAUGUUUGUGCAUGUGCAGACACUGAAGUUUGCACCUUUGUUGAUGGGAAAUAUGGCUGUGACUGCAAAGAUGAAUUUAAAGUGACUGAUAUUUCAGAAAUACACCCAAUACUUACCUGCGGAGCACAUGAAAUGAAAGCCUCUUUCCAAAAAUGUCAGCUAAGAAGUCAAAAUAUUGAUAUCAGUAAACUCAAUGUUGCAAACAUCGACUGUUAUCAACUUCAAGAUGAUAUUGUCAAUGGAACUUACUCUGUAGCAGUCGCUCUUAAAGAUGGGGAAUGUGGAGUUCAGCUAAUAAAAUCUAAAAAUUAUGCUACUUAUAUCAACACACUAGACAUCACAUUGGAAUCCGGUGAUGACUCGUUUAUACCAAGAGAAGUGGCUGUUCAAAUGAAAUGUUCUUACCCACUUGACAUACAACUUAGCCUUGACACUGCAAUUAAUCCCAUGGUUAGUAUAAUAAACAUUGUCGCAGAAGGCACCGGUCAAUUUAAGAUCUCCAUGGCACUUUUCCAAGAUGCCAGCUACACUGUUCCCUAUGAAGCACCUGAAGUUCAGUUGUCAACCACAUCUUAUCUAUAUGUUGGUGUCAAUCUCGAUGGGCCUGAUAGUUCCCCAUAUGUUGUGUUGAUGAAAAAUUGUUUUGGCACACCGUCAAAUAACAUAAAUGAUACUAAAAGAUACUACAUCAUCAGAGACAGCUGUCCAGGCAAACAGAGCUCCCCCAUCAGCGUUCCCAUUAAUGGCGUUUCAAAGGAAGGUCGCUUUUCCUUGCAAUUAUUUAAGUUUAUCACUGGUUACAGCAAAAUCUACCUUCACUGCCAGAUAAAUCUCUGCGAUCUCUCAACUGGCGCUUGCACUCCUUCAUGCUCUGGUGCUGGAAGCAAAGUUGGAAAAUCUGCUGAUCAGAGCUACAACAUCAGUGUGGGACCAGUUACACUUCUGCCGGAGAUAUCAGCUUACUCCUCCGGCGUUGAUGGGCGUCCUUGCGCUGUUCAUCUUUUACCAACUAUUUUAGUUUUUGGAAGUUUUCUUAUGUCAUACAUAUACAUAUAAUCCUACCAUGUACAGUCUUCAUGUGUUUUGGCAGAUUAUUAUGUAGGACAAUGAAGCUGUUGGGUUAUGUUGAUGUCACAGAUCAGUAACAAACUACAGUCACAAUUGAUUAAAACAGAGAUCCUUAUGUAUAGACAUUGUACAACAGUUCCUCCCAGAUAUUCAUAUUCACUCCUGGAAAUUCACCCUCCUGUCCUAUUUGUAUGACAACCAUACUAUACACAGUAUAUGCAAUAGAUUUAAUUUACCACCUUCAGACUACUUCUCUUGUAUACAUAUAGGCCGCUUUCUUGGUAAACACAUUUUACCUUCCCAUAUCGAAAUGGAUGUCCACAUCUACUGAUUCCUCUCUGGUAAGCAAUCUACCUCGAAUUGGAAAUUUUACACUGUAGUUCAGGGGUAGGCAACCUCAGCACUCCAUCUGUGGUGAAACGACAAAUCCCAUCAUGCCUCUGCCUCUAGGCCGAGGUUAGCUACCCCUGCCCUAGUCCCUGCUGAACAAAAUAAUUUGCAACAACAUAUCAUGCCCCGUACACACCAUCGGAUUGGAUGUUUUUUCCGACAGAAUUCCGCUCAAGCUUGGCUUGCAUACACACGG